Molecule: messenger RNA, 2652 nt
Organism: Salvia hispanica
Lineage: Eukaryota; Viridiplantae; Streptophyta; Magnoliopsida; Lamiales; Lamiaceae
Product: DEA(D/H)-box RNA helicase family protein
Molecular function (GO): nucleic acid binding; ATP binding
Source: RefSeq, a predicted model, not a curated record
CACAAAAAAAAACAUACAAACCUAUUACAAAGGCAUAAACCCCUAAACGGCUAAAACCCUACUCCCAAUUGAUCGCCUGAACAAUGAGAGCACCCAAAUCCAGGAAAUUCAAGCUCCAGAAACGCCUCACCGAGGUCCAAGAAAUCGAGCUACUCGAAUCAUGGAUUGAUUCCUGCAAACCCGACGCCGGCUCUAACCCUCUCUCCCUUUCUCCGCCAUCGAAGAAAUCGCCUAUCGGCAGGCUUCCAGACGGCUCCUUUUCUCCCUAUGCCGGCGCCGACAAGUUUUUCCAACUACCGCUAUCCAAGAGGACCAAGGAUGGUUUGGCCGCCUCUGAUUACACAAAAAUGACCGACAUUCAGAGGGCUUCUCUGCCUCAUUCCCUAUGCGGCAGAGAUAUCUUGGGAGCUGCUAAAACCGGCUCUGGGAAGACUUUAGCGUUCGUUAUCCCGGUUUUAGAGAAGUUGUAUCGAGCUAGAUGGGGUCCAGAGGAUGGGGUAGGAUGCAUCAUCAUGUCUCCUACAAGAGAAUUAGCUGGACAGCUUUUUGAAGUUCUAAAAAAAGUAGGAGUGCACCAUGGAUUUAGUGCUGGCCUUUUGAUUGGUGGUCGUAAAGAUGUUGUCGAAGAAAAAGAGCGUGUUAACGGGUUGAACAUUUUGGUCUGUACUCCUGGCAGACUUCUCCAACACAUGGAUGAAACUCCAAAUUUUGAAUGUUCACAACUCCAGGUUUUAGUUCUUGAUGAGGCUGAUCGUAUUCUUGAUGUGGGAUUCAAGAAAGAAUUAAAUGCUAUAAUAUCUCAACUACCAAAACAAAGACAAACCUUCCUUUUCUCAGCAACUCAAACAAAGUCUGUUCAAGAUCUUGCAAGACUCAGUCUGAAAGACCCAGAAUAUCUUAGCGUGCAUGAGGAGUCUACUACUGCUACUCCUAAUCGUUUGGACCAGACUGCUAUGAUUGUUCCCCUUGAACAAAAGCUUGACAUGCUUUGGAGUUUUAUAAGGACACACCUUAAUUCACGAAUUCUGGUAUUUCUUUCGAGUUGCAAGCAGGUAAAAUUUGUGCAUGAAGCUUUCAAGAAACUCCGACCAGGAAUUCCGUUGAAAUGUCUUCAUGGAAGGAUGAAGCAGGACGGACGUAUGGGAAUAUAUGCAUCAUUCUGUGAACAGCACUCCGUUUUGUUUUGCACUGAUGUUGCAUCUAGAGGGCUUGAUUUCAACAAGGCUGUUGACUGGGUUGUUCAGGUAGAUUGCCCAGAAGACGUUGCUUCUUACAUACACAGGGUCGGGAGAACUGCUCGUUACCUUUCAGGUGGGAGAUCUGUGUUAUUCCUCGCACCCUCAGAGACAAAGAUGCUUGACAAAUUGCAAGAAAAAAAGAUUCCUAUUCGAAUCAUUAAGGCAAAUACAAAAAGAUUGGAAUCUGUUUCUGGUUCAUUGGCAGCUUUGUUGGUCAAGUAUCCUAAUCUACAGAGUCUGGCCCAGAGAGCCUUCAUUACUUAUUUGAAGUCCAUCCAUAAACAGCGCGAUAAGGACAUUUUUGAUGUCACUAAACUUCCAAUUGAUGAAUAUUCUGCAUCAAUAGGUCUUCCCCUGACUCCCAGAGUUCGGUUUCUGAAACAAAAAGUUAAGGGCAAAAAAGUUUCUGAAGAUCUUGCCCUGGUGCCAGAAAGCCAGUCUGAUGUGAAUCCUUCUGAACUCUUAAGAGGAACUGUGAAUGCAGUAAAGCCUGAGAAAGCAGAGAUUGGGUUAGAAGAGAGUUUUCUUUUGGAAAAGAAAGCACAGCUUGAAUUGAAAGAUAGUAUUCUGUUGGAAAAGAAAGCACAGCUUUUUGGAGAAGAAAAUGAAACUGAUAUUAGAGAUGAUCUGAAUGCUACAAGGGUCUUGAAGAAAAAGAAGUUGAAGAUCAAUAUGCACAGGCCUGUGGGUACUAGAGUUGUAUUUGAUGAUGAAGGAAACACCUUGCCGCCUCUUGCAACAUUAGCAGACUCCAAUGCUGGAUCAGAUUCCGUCAAGCUGGACAAGGACAAAGUAAGUCAGCGAUAUGCAGAGUUGAGAGAAAUGAUGAAAGUGGUAGAUAAGGAAGAUAAGGCCAUAGAGCACAAGCGUCGGAAGGAAAAGCGUAUCAAGCAAAAGAUGAAAUUGAAAAGGGGUAGAGAAGAGGAUGACGAUGACGAUGACGAUGAUGAUGAAGUUAGUGAGGAUGAUCUAUCUGGUUCGGGCAGAGAAGCAAGUAUGAGCCGACCAAAUAAAAAAGGCAAGAAAUAUUUCAACAGUGAUAGUGAUAAUGAAGAUGGUGAGAGGGGCAAAGGCGAGAACAACACAGCUCCAAUUACAGUGGCGGAGCAAGAAGAACUGGCUCUUAAGCUGCUCAGCUCAAUGCAAUAACAGACAUGAGGGCCUUUUGAUUUUAAAGCGAUUGUUGUAUGCUGGGAGAGGGUUUUAAAUGUUCUUGUCUAAAGAGUAAUGCUCAAGGCAACAAAAAGUGGUCUGCAGGUUUAUUUUUGUAGAAGGGUGCUUCCUUAUUAUUAAGGUUACAUCAUUAAUUUACGUAUUGAUUUAUAGUUGUACACUAGAGAAUAUAUACCAACAAUUUAUAGGCAGGAGACGGCAUUGUUAAUUGUUAACUAUUGAAUAUUUUUUUUCUGGUUGA